CAAAUCCUUUAACAGCAGCUCUUAAAGUAUGACGCCGGGCAUUAAUGUGCCGAGUGCGAGCAGAUCAGAGACGGCCAUUAUAUGAUUGCAGUUAAUGGAGUCGGCAUAAAAAAUAAAAAACACAGAGCAAACAUAACGUGGCCAGCGGCGCUGACCACAGUUAAACCAUCACAGCUCAGUGUUUCUGAACAUCCGCUUUUAUUUGUUAAGGAAGAUGAGUCAUCGUCAGCCUCGCUGCAGUGAUAUCCCAAUGUUUGUUUUUCUUAUUUAUUUCUUUUUUAAGUAACACACAACUCAUCACUUAUCCAGUGAUUUUAAACACUUUCUUUUAGUAGUCACUGUUUAGAACGCCUUAGGACAGGCACGUCCAAUCAUGGCCCUCGGUCAGACCCACAGCAUCACUUUUAUAAUGUAUUAUAGAAUAUUAUCAGGGUCAGAGUAGGACAGAGUAAUCGGCCCCAGUCACUUGUCCCUAGUGAGGCUGGUAAGGAGUUGUUAUUAUUAUGUUAUUUGACUUUGGUUUGCGCCUCUGAUUCCUGAUUCUGCUUCCUGGCUCCAAUUUCCAGCUCCGGUUCCCGGCUCCGAUUCUGAUUCCCGGCUCCAAUUCCCGGUUCCGGUUCCCGCCUCCGAUUCCCAUCUCUGAUUCCCAUCUCCGAUUCUGAUUUCUGGCUCCGAUUCUGAUUCUCGGCUCCGGCUCCGGUUCCCGUCUCCGAUACCCAUCUCCGAUUCUGAUUCCUGGCUCUGGUUCCCGCCUCUGAUUCUGAUUCCCGGGUCCAAUUCCCACCUCCAAUUCCCAUCUCCGAUUUCGGCUCCAAUUCCCAAUUCGUCAAGACUAAAAAAAGGCGCUAUAUACUGACUGACCGACAAUGGCAGAGGGCUCCAGAGACCAGGGAGGCGUGGGCACCACUGAUCCUGAGGAGGACUCCCCCAAUAUGAUCGUCUACAGAAAGAUUGAAGACAUUGUUACGCGAAUACAAGAUGAGAAAGCGGGAGGCGUCGCCAUCCGGACCGUCAAAAGCUUCCUCUCCAAGAUCCCCAGUGUGGUAUCAGGGGCAGACAUUGUUCAGUGGUUGAUGAAAAACCUCUCCGUUGAGGACCCAGCUGAAGCCAUCCACCUUGGGAGUCUGGUCGCGGCACACGGCUACAUAUUCCCCAUCUCUGACCACGUCCUGACACUGAAAGACGACGGGACCCUUUAUCGCUUUCAGUCUCCAUACUUCUGGCCUUCAAACUGUUGGGAGCCUGAGAAUACAGACUAUGCCAUUUACCUGUGCAAGCGCACCAUGCAGAAUAAAGCUCGCCUUGAACUGGCUGAUUAUGAGGCCGAGAACCUCGCCCGGCUGCAGAGAGCCUUCGCCCGGAAGUGGGAAUUCAUCUUUAUGCAAGCUGAGGCUCAAGUGAAAAUAGACAGAAAGAAGGACAAGGCGGAGAGGAAGAUCCUGGACAGCCAGGAGAGGGCCUUCUGGGAUGUCCAUCGGCCAGUGCCGGGCUGUGUCAACACCACGGAGAUGGACAUACGCAAGUGCAGAAGAGAGAGGAACCCACACCGGGUGAAAAAGUCGGUGUACGGAGUACCGGAUGAUGGCCAGAGUCAGCCGAGCCCCAUCCACAGCAGCUCUCAGCCCAGGAAGCCCACCAAAGAGGACGUACAGAAGGAGAUUACCUUCUUGAACAUCCAGCUGGACAGACACUGUAUGAAGGUCUCCAAAGUAGCCGACAGUCUCAUGAGCUACACGGAGCAGUUUAUGGAGUACGACCCUUUUGUGUCGGCCACAGAUCCAUCCAACCCCUGGAUAGGUGACGACACGUCCUUCUGGGACUUAGAGGCAAGUCGUGAGCCCAGUCAGCAGCGUGUGAAGAGAUGGGGCUUCUCUCUGGAGGAGGCGUUGAAGGACCCUGUGGGACGUGACCAGUUCCUGAAGUUCCUGGAGUCAGAGUUCAGCUCAGAGAACCUGAGGUUCUGGUUGGCGGUGCAGGAUCUGAAGCGACGGCCGCUCCAGGACGUGUCCGCCAGGGCGCAGGAGAUCUGGCAGGAGUUUCUGGCCGAGGGAGCGCCAAGCUCCAUCAACCUGGACUCUCACAGCUACGAGCGCACCAGCCAGAACCUUAAAGACCCGGGAAGAUACAGCUACGAGGACGCACAGGAGCACAUCUUCCAACUAAUGAAAAGUGACAGCUAUGCACGCUUUUUGCGAUCCAACAUCUACCAGGACCUCCUGUUUGCCAGAAAGAAGGUUGUCAACUUCUUUUUAACCUUUGAUGACCUUUCAGUUUUGACAGUGGUGGGAAACCCCGUGGCGAUAUGUGGACUAUGA
This is a messenger RNA of Solea senegalensis (Senegalese sole), 2315 nucleotides long. RefSeq names its product regulator of G-protein signaling 6-like. The transcript is spliced from 16 exons. The record is from RefSeq and is a predicted model, not a curated record. NCBI's taxonomy places the organism in Eukaryota, Metazoa, Chordata, Actinopteri, Pleuronectiformes, Soleidae. Gene Ontology annotation, biological process: intracellular signal transduction; regulation of G protein-coupled receptor signaling pathway; G protein-coupled receptor signaling pathway. The coding region runs from base 867 to 2315 and encodes 482 amino acids.